Trametes versicolor FP-101664 SS1 is the source of this 733-nucleotide messenger RNA. RefSeq lists its product as uncharacterized. The record is from RefSeq and is a predicted model, not a curated record. Bases 158 to 526 code for a protein of 122 amino acids. NCBI's taxonomy places the organism in Eukaryota, Fungi, Basidiomycota, Agaricomycetes, Polyporales, Polyporaceae. The transcript is spliced from 3 exons.
CCUAUCCCCGCAUCACUCACCCAUCUUUCUGACAAGUCGCCCCUGCGGUACACCUACAACCCGCUCUCGCCUCGGCAUAUCAACGCACGCACACACGCAUAUACGCCCACAAGGACGUCCACAACUAACGACCAGGCCCGGCACAAACACAGACGCGAUGCGGAACUCACUAGAGCACUGGAAGCACGUACCAACGAUCGCGGAGACGCUAUUCGCGAUCGACGUCCCGUAUCGCCCGCCGAAGAACGCAGUCGGGGCGUUCCUUUGGCGGUGGCGCUUCUGGCUUGAGACGACCUGGGGGCUAUCUCUGCUCGAGCCCUGGGAGAAGAUCCUCGUAUUGGCGUUCUUCUACCUGCUCCUGGUAUUUGUGUUCACCGGGGUGUACAAGAUUAUGCCUCAAGAGCUCCCGUUGCUGCACGGCCGCCUUCUCUACUACCUCGGCAGCGAGGAGACGAUCGGCGCGGGCAUCCACGCGCGUCACCUCGUCGACUGGGCGCGUCACAACAUUUCCGUUUGGCACCUUUGAACGCGCGGCCAUAUCCUACCCGCAACGCAACUCACGUCGUAUUAGAGGGCAGGAUCGGCGGAUCGAACAUCAGGCGGCCGCAUGGAGCUGGAAUAUGUAAAGUCACGAGUUGUAUUACUAGAUUGGGAUUGAACGUACAUUAUAGGCCACUCUAAUAUUCAGUUGUUAUAACCAGUGACGUACGGUAUGGUUUAUGGUCGAUCUUGA